Messenger RNA from Lacerta agilis (Sand lizard), 3056 nucleotides. RefSeq names its product cryptochrome circadian regulator 1 (gene CRY1). The coding region runs from base 501 to 2369 and encodes 622 amino acids. Gene Ontology annotation, biological process: negative regulation of DNA-templated transcription; entrainment of circadian clock by photoperiod; circadian regulation of gene expression. The record is from RefSeq and is a predicted model, not a curated record. Gene Ontology annotation, molecular function: FAD binding; DNA binding. Gene Ontology annotation, cellular component: cytoplasm; nucleus. The transcript is spliced from 14 exons. Lineage: Eukaryota; Metazoa; Chordata; Lepidosauria; Squamata; Lacertidae.
GUGUGAGAGAGAGGAAAAGAACAACAACCCAGGAGGGAGUCGUCUCGCGGCACUAACCGCCGUCCGUUCAGCUCGAGCCGGGUCUGCGUCGAACUCCGUGGAGCUCCUCGAAACCACCUAACUACUAACUGCGUGGAGCGGGCGCGGGGCUGAGGAAAGAAGGGGUAAUGCGUUUCCCGCUGGAGGCCAUCGCCACUGCCGCCGGAGCUGCUGCCGCCUCCACAGCCGCAGCUGCCGCCUCCACCGGGUCCUAGAGCCGCUGCUGCCUACGGCCCCCCGCUCCCCUGCUCCUUCUUCUGUAUAACCCCCCCUGAGGGUGUUUCCCCUCAGUGGCGGGACCCCGGUUCGGUAUGAGCCGCGACGCCGAUUUCAUUUAUUCCUGAACAGCCGGCAGCUCUUUCCUCCGACUUCUCUCCCCCACCCCCCGCCCCGCCUCAACACCCACCGGCCUCCGCCACCAGGAGAAUCUGUGAGGGGAGUAACCGGGCGCCCCUCGGAAGAUGGGGGUGAACGCGGUGCACUGGUUCCGCAAGGGGCUCCGGCUCCACGACAAUCCGGCGCUGAGGGAAGUCAUCCAAGGCGCCGACACGGUGCGCUGCGUCUACAUCCUGGACCCAUGGUUCGCGGGCUCCUCCAACGUGGGGAUCAACCGGUGGAGGUUUUUGCUUCAGUGUCUUGAAGAUUUGGAUGCCAACUUACGAAAGUUAAAUUCUCGUUUAUUUGUGAUUCGAGGGCAGCCUGCAGAUGUGUUUCCCAGGCUCUUUAAGGAAUGGAACAUUACAAAACUUUCUAUUGAGUAUGACUCUGAGCCAUUUGGGAAGGAGAGAGAUGCAGCAAUUAAGAAGUUGGCUAGUGAAGCAGGAGUGGAAGUCAUUGUACGAAUUUCACAUACUUUAUAUGACCUAGAUAAGAUUAUAGAAUUAAAUGGAGGACAGCCACCCCUUACCUAUAAGAGAUUCCAGACUCUAAUAAGUAGAAUGGAGCCAUUGGAGAUGCCUGUAGAAACUAUUACUGCAGAAGUAAUGUCAAAGUGUACCACUCCAGUUUCUGAUGACCAUGAUGAAAAAUAUGGUGUUCCAUCUUUGGAAGAACUAGGUUUUGAUACGGAUGGAUUGCCUUCUGCUGUUUGGCCAGGUGGAGAAACAGAAGCUCUUACAAGAUUGGAAAGACAUUUGGAAAGAAAGGCUUGGGUAGCGAACUUUGAACGACCACGAAUGAAUGCAAAUUCUCUUCUUGCAAGUCCCACGGGACUUAGUCCUUACCUACGAUUUGGCUGUUUGUCCUGCCGCCUGUUUUACUUCAAGUUAACAGACUUAUACAAAAAGGUAAAAAAGAACAGCUCCCCUCCUCUUUCUCUCUAUGGCCAGUUGUUGUGGCGUGAAUUCUUCUAUACAGCAGCCACUAAUAAUCCACGCUUUGAUAAAAUGGAAGGCAAUCCCAUAUGUGUGCAGAUUCCAUGGGACAGGAAUCCUGAGGCUUUGGCAAAAUGGGCAGAGGGCAGGACAGGAUUCCCUUGGAUUGAUGCUAUUAUGACCCAGCUACGUCAGGAAGGUUGGAUCCACCACUUGGCCAGGCAUGCUGUAGCAUGCUUCUUGAGUCGAGGCGAUCUGUGGAUUAGUUGGGAAGAAGGAAUGAAGGUAUUUGAAGAAUUGCUCCUGGAUGCUGACUGGAGUGUGAAUGCAGGCAGUUGGAUGUGGCUGUCCUGUAGCUCCUUCUUCCAGCAAUUUUUCCAUUGCUAUUGCCCUGUGGGCUUUGGCAGAAGAACAGACCCUAAUGGGGACUAUAUCAGACGCUAUCUGCCUGUACUCAGAGGCUUUCCUGCAAAGUACAUCUAUGAUCCUUGGAAUGCCCCCGAGGGUGUCCAGAAGGUUGCAAAAUGUGUAAUAGGAGUGAAUUACCCUAAACCAAUGGUAAAUCAUGCUGAGGCAAGUCGCUUGAAUAUUGAAAGGAUGAAACAAAUCUACCAGCAACUAUCACGAUACAGAGGAUUAGGUCUGCUUGCAUCAGUGCCUUCUAAUGGGAAUGGGAAUGGAAAUAGUGGCCUAAUGGGAUAUUCACCAGGGGAAACCCUUCCUAGUUGUACCAAUGCCAGUGGAUCUCAAAUGGGAACAAAUGAAGUCCAUACAGGAAAUGUUCAAACAUGUACAUUAGGAGAAUCUCAUACAGGAACGAGUGGAAUUCAGCAGCAAGCAGGUUACCUUCAAGGGAGUGGUAUUUUGCAUUACGCUCAUGGGGAAGGCCAGAAAACACACUUAAUUCAGCAAGGAAGAGCAUCUCUUGUUGCUGGAGUGUGCACUGGGAAACGUCCAAAUCCAGAAGAGGAAACUCAGAGCAUUGGUCCCAAAGUCCAGCGACAAAGCAGUGAUUAAUUGGCUUUGCUGAAAGAGAAGGAUCCACACCCUAAAAUUUCAGGGCAAAAUUAUUUCACUUCCUAUUGGAAUUAAAAGUUUUUGUGAGAGUACUUAUAUUAAAAUGUGCAUUUUCAUACAUUUAUUUUCACACAGUCUGAAUGGUUGUAAACAAGUAUGUUUUUUAAUGCAUUGUUUCUAACUGGUAUUUCUAUGGUUUUUAAACUUUUAAUGACUCGCAAAGGGGGAAAAAAGAUUUGUAAAUAGAGCAUUUGGUGAUGAAUUUGGAAACUUACUGUAAAUAUAAGCAUUCAUGAUUAGUGAUAGACUCAUCAAUAUAUUUUUGAUAUUUCAUGUAUGGCUUUCAGAAAAGGCUUUAAUUGGAUGGAUAUAAAACGGAAAGUGUCCAGACAAUGAUGACCUUGAUCAUUUUUAGAUUUAAUAUUUUUAGAUUUGGGGCAGGACUUUUGACCCCUUUAUGAACCAAACUGUCUUUUCAAAAUGGUCAGCUCUUAUAUGUCUGUGUAUAAAAUACAAUAGAGAUGUUACUCUAUGAAAAUACAGCUGUAUAUAUGUCUAAUAUGCCAAUAUUUUGUUAAACUAUGAUGUCAUGCCUGAUGUUCUGUCCUUGUAUUUCCCACUGCCUUGUUCAGUCACAGUGAGGAUGCCCUUGUUAAUAAAAAUGUAUAUACAGGUUGUUUCAUUUAA